UCCAGAGAAAAAAUGGCGGCUCCUCUCAAAUCUUUGGCUGCUUUUCUUCUUCUUCUUCUUCUCUGUAUGGUUAGUGGAGGAAGGGGUUGCACAUACAGCGGGAUUCAGAUCGGGACGGAGAGAACCGGGAGGGAGAUAGAGGGAGAAGUGGAGUGGAAAGUGACGGUGACAAACACAAAAGGAGAUGCUUUGCCCGCCAAAGCUUCCGCUCAGUUCACUUACGCAGGCCAGCCUUACAUCUUCAGGCCCAUCGGUUCCAUGGUGGACCCCAGUUGCAACAAGCCCUGAUCUUCAUAUGAUCUGCCUCUCUCUAGUUUUUUUAUUUUUUAUUUUUUAUGAAAUGAUCCAAAAAUAGCUUACUAUAAAAUACGACACGACAAGG
Tarenaya hassleriana is the source of this 382-nucleotide messenger RNA. RefSeq lists its product as uncharacterized. The record is from RefSeq and is a predicted model, not a curated record. The transcript is spliced from 3 exons. Lineage: Eukaryota; Viridiplantae; Streptophyta; Magnoliopsida; Brassicales; Cleomaceae. Bases 13 to 288 code for a protein of 91 amino acids.